AUGACGAGGACUACAGAAGAGGUGAGAGGAGCGAUCGAGAAGGGGAUCGCGAUUGCUCUUCUUAUCGCGACUAUGAUCAAAGUGGGAGCGAGUCUGGCUCAGAAAGCGAAGGUUGGACAAAGGUGUCCCAUCGCAAGCAUAAGAGUAAGUCCUAUUAAUUUAUUUUCAUUAACUACCUUCACAUAUAAUCCACUUAGAAUUCUUACCAUUAAUGUUCAUGGACUAGGCACUACCUGUAAACGCGAUCUCUUUCUCCAUGAGUUAAACGAAAAUUAAGAUGUUGAAAAAUGUUUUAAAGGUCAAUGUUUUUGGUCCUUUGGGAUCGGCAAAUCUGCCGGCGUAGCUAUUCUUGUUUCUCCUGAAUUUUCUGGUAAGAUCAUUCGCUAUGUCCACGACACUGAUGGUAGAAUUCUGAGCCUUCUUGCCGAUCUGAACUCUUUAAAUUUUAAUAUUAUUUGUGUUUACGCUCCAAACACCGUGUCCGAUCGUAAAUUAUUUUCCAACCAUCUACAUACCUUUUUUCCGUCACCCGGCGAUUUAAUUUUAGGUGGCGAUUUUAGUUGUAUUUAUUCUGAACUUGACCGCUUGCAUAUUAAAUCGGACUUUAGGGCAGACAAGUGUUGCUUGUCAGCCCUCAAGUCCGAUUUCUGCCUUGUUGAUGUCUUUCGCAAGCAAAAUCCGAAAGCGAUUUCUUUCACCUGGUCUAAUAAAGAUUUUUCCCAGGCUUCUCGCCUGAAUUGCUUCUAUAUUUCUUCCUCUCUUUUGCAGUCAGUUCGCGGAAAUAAGUGUUUUCCUUGUUCUCUUUCUGAUCACGAUUUU
This is a messenger RNA of Porites lobata, 819 nucleotides long. The record is from the annotation of a GenBank genome assembly. Lineage: Eukaryota; Metazoa; Cnidaria; Anthozoa; Scleractinia; Poritidae.